Molecule: messenger RNA, 822 nt
Organism: Octodon degus (degu)
Lineage: Eukaryota; Metazoa; Chordata; Mammalia; Rodentia; Octodontidae
Product: phospholipid scramblase family member 5
Exons: 7
Coding region: 1-822 (273 amino acids)
Biological process (GO): plasma membrane phospholipid scrambling
Cellular component (GO): plasma membrane
Molecular function (GO): phospholipid scramblase activity
Source: RefSeq, a predicted model, not a curated record
AUGGCCUCGGAAGAUACACAGAACCAGAAAGGUAGAAGCCUACCUCAUUUUCUUCCAGGAAUUCCAGACACAGACCAAAGCUGUAUCAUCCCUUCUUCCAAUCCCGGGAGCCAAGUGCGGCAGCAAGGACCCCACCCACCACGAAGCUUCCUCACAACAGUCAGUGUCCCUCCUGGUCUAGAAUAUUUAAGCCAGUUAGACCUGAUCAUUAUACACCAGCAGGUGGAGCUUCUGGGAGUGAUUCUUGGCACUGAGACCUCCAACAAAUAUGAGAUUAAAAAUAGUUUGGGACAAAGAAUUUACUUUGCAGUGGAAGAAAGCAUCUGUUUCAAUCGCACAUUCUGUUCCACGCUGCGGUCCUGCACCCUGAAAAUCACAGAUAACUCAGGGCGAGAAGUGAUCACAGUAAACCGGCCCUUACGGUGCAACAGCUGCUGGUGUCCUUGUUACCUACAAGAGUUAGAAAUACAAGCUCCUCCCGGUACUACAGUUGCUUAUGUUGCACAGAAGUGGCACCCCUUUCAGCCUAAAUUCACAAUCCAAAAUGCAAACAAAGAAGACAUUUUGAAAAUCGUUGGUCCUUGUGCAACAUGCGGCUGCUUCGGUGAUGUGGAUUUUGAGGUGAAAACCAUUAAUGAAAAGCUGACGGUUGGGAAGAUUUCAAAGUACUGGUCUGGAUUUGUAAACAAUGUUUUCACAAACGCUGACAACUUUGGGAUCCAUGUUCCUGCGGAUCUCGACGUGACAGUUAAAGCUGCAAUGAUCGGUGCUUGUUUUCUCUUUGACUUUAUGUUCUUUGAACACUCACUAGCUGGAUUAUGA